AUGGACGACCACGAGCAAGACUACGAUCAAGACUCUACGGAGCAAACGCCGCUGGUGCAAAAUGGCCAGGUCGGACGCAAUAACAACAACACCCGGCAUCAGCGUCGCCCGCCGCACCGGCCCAUGCUGUCGGUGGCAUCGAUUGCCUCGAUUGCCAGCGUCAACGUGCCCAAGACGCACAAUGGCAACACCAUUGUCUUCAUCUUUUGCGGGAUUCUACUGAUCGUCUCGUGCGCCGAUGGCUUUGCCAACAUUCCGUUGACCAAGAUCGUCGAAAACUUUCUCUGCGACCAGUACUACGAGGAGGCCCACGGUAUCCGGGCGGGCGGCCCCGAUCUGGUCGUGGAUCCCCGGUGCAAGAUCCCCGAGAUCCAGAGCAAGAUGGCCAUCAUUUUUGCGACGGUUGAGGCAUGCAACGCUGUCGUCGGCUCACUUGCUGCGCUUCCGUGGGGUUUCGCUGCAGACCGACUUGGUCGGAGGCUUGUGGCCACAAUAGCCCUACUCGGGUUGGCCAUGUCGGUUCUCUGGAUCAUGGCGAUACUGUAUUUUUUGCAAACCUUUACCGUGACCCUGGCUGCUACAACAAGCCUAUGGCGUGUUGUCGGUGGCGGCUCGGCUGUCCUGGUGGCCAUACUUCUCAGCAUGAUAUCCGACGUGAUACCCGAGGACCAGCGAGCCACGGCCUUUAUGCGCAUCCACGUGAGCAGCAUGAUCGGCAGUCUGGUCUCCCCAGCGCUCUCGUCGGCCAUGUUGCGCGUGGCUGGUCCUUGGCCCGUCAUGUUUGUGGCCGUGGGCUGCAUUUUAGCCGGAGCCGUCGCCUUCAUGUUUGUACCGGAGACGAUGCAGCACAAGCCGAGCGAGUCUGCCGAGCAGCCGCACAGCGACGACAGCCCACAGGGCAUUAGAGGCCAUCUAGAUCAUGCGGCCAAGCAGCUGCGGCAUUCAAUGUCCAUGUUCAAAUCGGCUUCACUCAUCAUCCUUCUGCUGACCUGUCUCACCACAAAUCCUAUCGCGGGAUCCGUCUCGCAGUUUCUUGUCCAGUUCGUGUCAAAGCGCUACGAGAUCCCCAUCGAGUCAACGGGCUACGUGCAAUCGGGAUACGGCAUCUUUCAAAUCAUCCACGCUCUCCUCCUCCUCCCGUGGAUCUCCAGAUUUCUUCUAAGAGACAAGACCCCUAGUUUUCUCCGGAUGCCAAACGAACAAGUGCGUGACUUGGCAUUAGCAAGGUGGUCCUUUGGGAUUUUGGGUUUUGCCUUUUUCAUCAUGACGAUUGCGCCCACAUUGUGGAUGUUCAUCGCCGGGCUCUGCAUCUUGGCGCUUGGUUCGGCUGCGACAUCUCUUACCCGCAGUCUGAUGAGCUUGUAUGUGGAUCAACAACAUCGAUCCCGGCUGUUCAGUCUCGUCGGCAUUGUGGACACGGUCGGGGGGCUGUACGGUCCGCCAAUGUUGGCUGGUCUGUUUUCCCUAGGAAUGAAACAAGGCGGAGUGUGGAUUGGGCUUCCGUAUUUGGGAGUCAUGGUCAUUGCUGUGCUUGUCGUAAUACUGAUGCUCUUCAUCAGGGUGCCCAAGCAGAAUAUAGAGGAGCGAGACACAUCUGAAGAAGGGAGAACUCAUCAAGACUGA
Pestalotiopsis fici W106-1 is the source of this 1623-nucleotide messenger RNA. RefSeq lists its product as uncharacterized. The record is from RefSeq and is a predicted model, not a curated record. Gene Ontology annotation, molecular function: transmembrane transporter activity. The transcript is spliced from 2 exons. Gene Ontology annotation, cellular component: membrane. Gene Ontology annotation, biological process: transmembrane transport. The coding region runs from base 1 to 1623 and encodes 540 amino acids. NCBI's taxonomy places the organism in Eukaryota, Fungi, Ascomycota, Sordariomycetes, Amphisphaeriales, Sporocadaceae.